AUGCCGGACAUCAAUUCCUUGGACAGUGCCCGUCCCCUCGACGGGGAGGUGAAUGCUGGCCGCUAUGCUUCAUAUCCCGAUCCUAGUGUUGAGGAUGUAUCUGGCCAUGAGGCCAUUCCCGGCCAUCCUUUGGGUGUCAAGCCCAGUGGUAAUGCGUUGCUCGCCGCAGAAAACCUGCGCCAUGCAAUUGGAACCUUUAAUCUGCUGCCGGAUGAGUUGAUAUUGAUGUUACUGGAAUCUCUGGAUGGUCCCAGUCUCUUAAGUAUUGGACGGACAUGCAAGGCAUUCUAUGCUUUCACCAGAGCCGAGGAUCUCUGGAAAGCUCUUUUUACCGGGUCUCCUCCCGCCUCAUUCUCUUGGAAGGGUACAUGGCGUUCCACUUAUCUUAACAUCCCUCCAUCUGAGGUGUGCAUGCUGGAUUGCUCCAGUCUGUUUUCAGAUGUCUUACACCGGCCGUUUCAUUGUGCGCACAUAUCUUUAGAACCCUAUGUGAACAAUAUUCCGGCCCGGAACCAAAUCGCCCGUCUUCCCGAUCUCUCUUUUGAGGAAUUCAAUGAGAAAUGGAGUGACACGCCAUUCAUAUUGACGGAACCAGUGAAACAAUGGCCUGCCUACAAGAACUGGUCCGUGAAUAUGCUUCUUGACCACUACGGCGAGGCCGUUUUCCGCGCAGAGGCAGUGGACUGGCCUUUCCAUAUUUAUGUUGACUACAUGGGGAACAACUCCGACGAGAGCCCUCUAUACCUGUUCGACCGGGCUUUUGUGGCCAAGAUGGGUCUCAAAAUUGGUCGGCCGGAGCAGGAGCCAGAAGCCACUUACUGGCCUCCCCCGUGCUUUGGGGAGGACUUCUUCUCUGUGCUGGGGAAUGAUCGUCCUGACAGGCAAUGGCUGAUCAUUGGACCUGAGCGGUCCGGAAGUACAUUUCACAAGGACCCGAACGCUACCAGCGCGUGGAAUGCAGUCGUCCGGGGGUCGAAGUACUGGAUCAUGUUCCCGUCGUCUUCCAAGCUCCCGCCGCCUCCUGGUGUAUACGUAUCGGACGACCAAAGUGAAGUGACUUCCCCACUCAGCAUCGCGGAGUGGCUUUUCGGCUUCCAUGCUGAGGCACGGCGCACCUCGGGCUGCAUUGAGGGAAUCUGUGGUGAGGGCGAGAUCCUCCACGUGCCCUCGGGCUGGUGGCACUUGGUCGUCAACAUCGAACCAGCUAUCGCCAUUACGCAGAACUUUAUACCCCGUGCCCACUUGAGCGCUGCCCUGGACUUCUUGUCCAACAAGGCCGAUCAGGUCUCGGGAUUCAGAAAAGAUGUGCACAAUCCUUACGAGCGGUUCGUUGCACAGAUGCAGGAGUCACACCCUGAGUUAUUGCAACAGGCACAGGAAGAACUAAAGAAGAAAUACGAGGGAAAGAAGAGAAAGUGGGACGAAAUUGUGCACGGAGCGCCAGAGCAAGAUGGAGCCGGGGAUGUACCCGAAGGAGGUGGGUUCAGCUUUGGGUUCGGAGAUGACGGGAGUGAUGUAGAAGUUCCCUAA
This is a messenger RNA of Aspergillus sclerotioniger CBS 115572, 1530 nucleotides long. Its product is annotated as putative F-box and JmjC domain protein. Gene Ontology annotation, molecular function: protein binding; cis-regulatory region sequence-specific DNA binding. The record is from RefSeq and is a predicted model, not a curated record. Gene Ontology annotation, cellular component: nucleus. Bases 1 to 1530 code for a protein of 509 amino acids. NCBI's taxonomy places the organism in Eukaryota, Fungi, Ascomycota, Eurotiomycetes, Eurotiales, Aspergillaceae. The transcript has 2 exons.